CCGUCCCGGAAGUGGACCUUGGAGGAAGAGAGUGCUGGGGUUCCUGGGGAGGAUAGGUUUUCGGCAUUCUAGGUGAGGAUUCGCAGAAGUGUUGUGGCAGGUGUUGACAGGAGGGACUCAGAGGUUUUAGUCACUUCACCAGAAGGAGCCCAACCUGUUUGUGGUGGGGCAGAAAGUGGCCUCGGGUCUUCUGGUAGGAGCCCAUCAGAACGCCGGUCUGUGUCCUUUUUCCGUAGCGACUUUAAGGACGUGGCGACUUUAGGGAUGAGCUGAUGCUUUAGUGGCUUGUUAUGGCCCAGCGGGCAGUGUGGCUCAUAAGCCACGAGCCGGGAACUCCUCUUUGUGGCACCGUCAGAUUCUCCAGACGGUAUCCAACUGUUGAAAAACGAGCCAGAGUCUUCAACGGAACAAGUUAUGUGCCUAUUCCUGAAGAUGGUCCCUUUCUUAAAGCACUGCUUUUUGAACUUAGAUUAUUGGAUGAUGAUAAGGACUUCGUAGAAAGUCGUGAUAGCUGUUCACACAUCAAUAAAACAUCUGUCUAUGGACUCGUAGUAGGAGGUGGAGAACUCUGGCCAGUUGUUGCUUUUCUGAAGAAUAACAUGAUAUAUGCUUGUGUUCCACUAGUUGAACAAACUUUAUCCCCUCAUCCACCAUUAAUUAGCAUUAGUGGAAUUUCACAAAGCUUUGAACUUCUUUUUGGGAUACAGGAUUUUCUUUUCUUGGGUCAAAGAAAUGACACUGAGUUAAAUACAAAAUUGAACCAACUGCCUGAUUUGUUUCUACAAGCUUGUCCGUUUGGAACUUUGUUAGACGCCAACUUACAGAAUUCAUUGGACGGUAUUAAUUUUGCUUCCGUGACACAUCCACAAAAACAGCCAGCCUGGAGAGUUGGAACAUACAAAGGAAAACCACAAGUUUCUAUUUCUAUCACUGAAAAGGUAAAAUCCAUGCAAUAUGAUAAACAGGAUAUAGCAGAUACAUGGCAAGUUGUUGGAGCUGUCACUUGCAAGUGUGAUUUAGAAGGAAACAUGCCAAAUGUUACCAUCAGCUUGAGUCUCCCCACCAAUGGGUCUCCACUUCAAGAUAUUCUCGUUCAUCCUUGUGUGACUUCUCUUGACUCUGCCAUUCUGACUUCUAGUAGCAUUGAUACAAUGGAUGAUUCUGCAUUUAGUGGACCUUACAAAUUUCCAUUCACUCCUCCUUUAGAGUCAUUCAACUUGUGCUACUAUACUUCACAGGUCCCAGUCCCACCAAUUUUGGGUUUUUAUCAAAUGAAAGAGGAAGAAAUACAAGUAAAAAUAACAGUUAACUUAAAACUUCAUGAAAGUGUGAAAAAUAAUUUUGAAUUCUGUGAAGCUCAUAUACCUUUUUAUAAUAGAGGUCCAAUCACACAUGUGGAAUGCAAAGUUAGUUUUGGCCAACUUGAAGUAUUUCGAGAGAAAAGCUUAUUAGUCUGGAUUAUUGGACAGAAGUUCCCCAAAUCAAUGGAAAUUAGUCUUUCUGGAACUGUAACUUUUGGAGCCAAGAGUCAGGAGAAGCAGCCAUUUGAUGAGAUUUGCAUUGGAGGUACAGCAUAUUUAAAGCUUCACUUUAGGAUCUUAGAUUAUACACUCACUGGUUGUUAUGCGGAUCAGCAUUCAGUUCAAGUUUUUGCAUCAGGAAAACCAAAAAUAAGUACACACCGGAAACUAAUUUCUUCUGACUAUUAUAUCUGGAAUUCUAAAGCCCCUGCACCAGUAACAUAUGGAUCAUUAUUACUGUAAUUAUUUCAUAUUUAAAUAGGAUUUUUAUAAUGGUAACAUAACUUCAAUUAAAUCAUUAGUUUUUUAUUUUUAAUGUAUGUGCAUAUAACCUGUGAGAGAAAAAGAGUCAUUGGUUUAAUUAUAAAAUGCUCUUAUUUAAUAUUUUUAGCCUGAUAUAGUUGAAAGAACAUUUUAAAGACUAAUGUUGUCAAUUUUGUUACCCUUUUGAUUUUACCCGAAUAUGAUUCAAAGCAUAAAAUAGUAGUGAUUCAUGUUAGGUUUAUUUUAAACUAGUGCUGGAUCACCCUACCAUAUAUACUUUCCUGUUCCUGUGGCAGGCAUGGCUAAUCAUUUGUAGCCUUCUUUCUCCAUUGUGCCUUCCUGAAUAUGGGCUCAGGCUCCUUCUCAUUGCAGAGCUGCAAACAGCCACUCCUGAUGGAUUGUAGAUAAAAAGAUGGAUGUGAAAGAUAAAAAAUCCCACUCUUUCAAAACCUGAGUAGUAAGCUUCUUAUACAGUGUAUUGUUAUGGAAUACCAGAAACGACUGUAAAUCUCUUGGGGAAAAAAAAAUAACCAGUCAAUGAAAACAAAGGGAUAUUGUUUAAAUAGUAACCUAUUCUUAAUCAGAACUAUCUUUCUUACUAAUAAAGAAUCUGAAUAAUUAUAUUUAAGGUGUUUGUUUAUCUCUGUUCUAGAGUUACUUUUCAUAAGUAAUCUUAUUCAUCUGCCACAAUAACAUUUUGCUCAGGAAGUCAGUAAGCAUACUAAGACGAGUGGAGCACCUUCAGAAAAUGAGCAUGGUGUUUUGUGAUCACUUUAUGCCUACAGCCAAAUUUUUUAAAGAUAAACUUAGGUAUAAUACUGUUUUUCAUGUUUAUUAUAUGAAAAUUAUUAAUGAACUCAGGUAAAAAUUCAAAAGUUGUUCUGUGGGUAGAGAGAAUUACUUAAUAUUAUUUCAAUGUUGAGUAGCCUAUUUCCUUUAAAUUUGUCACUCCUGCGUUUUUAUUAGCAUUCUCUUGAUUUCUUCAGGAACCACCUAGUCAUAACUUUUUAUUUGCUGUCUUUACAAAUUAUAUGUCUUGUUCUGUUUUCAAAGCAGUUCUUUGUCAAGUUGAACUUUAAGUGACCAUUCAUGAAAAGAUGAAAUCUCAAGAUCCUCAAAACUUAAUCCAUGUCAAGUUUCUUUUUUAUGGAACAGAAUUAGAAGCAGUAUAAAAAAUAUGCAUUACAGAUUCAUAUUCAGUUAAAUUAGCUCUUGGUUUCUAUUUUUUUAAAUCAGUCUCCUAAGGAAAAGCUUAGAAGAAGCUUCUAACUCCUUGAAGAAGAGCUAUGACAGUUUGAAGGGAGAGUGCAUAUAAAUUUAGGAUUUUAAAUAUGAUUUUUUAAUUAAGGUCAAUCUCACUCAUUAUAAAUUCUCAUUUUCUGCAAGGCAUUAUCAUGGCGGAAUGCUCUGUGUUCAAAAUUAUCCCAAGUAACAAAGAAAGUAGAAUAACUGCCUGACCAGGACUUUAACUUAUUAUUCUGGCUUAAUCAUAGAUAAUCAGUAGUAAAAACUUUCCUUUUGGAAGAAGAAAAAACCCAUUUUGCUUAAGUUAUUUGAUCUCUCUUAAACUGAAGGAAAGCUUAGCGUUUAACUUAUGUUAAUAUUAAUGGAGCCAUUUGGACAUCUUGAUUGUAUAAAUGUUGAGUGAAGUACACUAAGAUAGGCAAGAGGCAUUUAUCUAGUAAGUACACAGAUAUUCAGUAUAAUAAUCCCCUAGGGAAAACUUUCUUUAUAAGCAAUCAGAGAAGCCAGUGAAUCUUUGGUUUGACAUUUCUAGAAGCCUGAGGAAAAUCUAGGGAAUACUGGAAAAGUGUAGGGUGAAGGAGAACCUGAUGCCAUCUGUUGCCAUUCCAUUCUAACAUAACGCUACAGAACUAAAACCAACUCAUGUUUUCAUCCUGUUGAGAUCAGCUGGGCACACUGCAAUGCUUUUGAUUUUGUCUAGAAACCUGUCACUUCAGGAUAAUUUCUGAAGACAAAGUCUGUUUCCCGUUUGGUAGGUGACCUGUUUAAUGUUUUCCCUGUGUCUGGGAACUCCUUAGUGUAAUUAGCGACCUUUGAACUCCACAACUAAUCCUGAGCUAUUUUGUAUUCCUUACUCAUCUUUAAGGCUGGACCUUUCUUUUCUUCAGAGUCCGCUGCCACAAUUAAAGAAGAAACAGCUGCAUUUCAAAGGGAUUCCGAUUCCAGAAGCUUAAUCGUGAUUGACAUGUUCUUAUUCUAAGCUAUAAGACACUCUAAGAGUCCUUUCUUGGGUUAAAACUUCAAUCAUUUUCUAAAAAAUUAUCUCACUAUGGAUUUUAUUCAUUUUCUUUGAUAACUAUUCUUUGCAUUUUUUAACUUGAAAGAUGCUUUGCAUUUGCAGUGAAUAUGAGCAUCUACUUCCAGUAAAAGAUUUGGAUGGUGUCAGACAUAACUCUAGAUGCAAAAUUGCUAAAUUCCCUUUUAGUGCCAAAAUGUGAUUAUGAAAUUUGAUGUCCUAUCAUAAGGGUAAUUAUUCUUCAGGAGACCCAAAAGGUAUAAGAUGUGUUAAAUUUCUGAAAAUACACUCUAAAAAAAGUAGUUGAUGAAUUUUAUAAAACCCUUCUUCAUUUUUUUACUGAACAAUAUUUUUAAAACUUUUUAAAGCCACCAAUACUCUUACGAUGUAAGGUAAUACCCUUAUAGGGAUGGGCACUUUUUAUUUUUCCUUUUUAAAUUAUUGAUUUAAAUGUCAGGUUUGAAUUAAAUAGCCUUAUUAGGAAUUCUUAAGGGAAUUAUUUGUGUAAAAAGUUUUUUUUUGUUCUUUUGAUUAAACAGUCUGUCUCAUAAACUUUUUUUUCCACACCAACUUAGUAUUUCUGAGUUUAAAUUAUUGUGGCUUUUAUACACUGUAUGAUUUAAGGUCUUUCAAAGCACAGUUUUUACACAGUAACAACUAAUAUUUUUCUUUUAUUUUUUACUAUAGUAUUUCACACUGCUUUACAGACAUUCGUAGACUCCUUCCUGUACCACCCCUGUGAGGUAGGUAGGUCAAGUUAUCAUCCAGAGUCUCUGUGGGGACUGCUGCCAUAGCAGAAUGGUUGUUUCUAAGACAAAGGUCAGAAAAGGGAUGUUAAUAAACAGUCCUCAGGUUUAAGGGACUUUUUUAGGAUUACAUCUUAAAUUCCAACAAAUCAGAUUUAGGAGUUACUGAAAGUGAAAUUGAUCCAUCCCUCAUCCAAACUUUGCAAUACUUUCCUGUUCUGACAUCAUUUAGAUAGUUAGCUGUAUUAUCAGAUUAGAAACCAUUGUACGCGGCUGCUGAAAGGAAAAGGAGGCAAAAAGCUAAACAUGGGAUGAAUUCUGAACCUUUUAACCUGGCUGAAGUACGUUGGUCCCUGUUAUGCAAAUACCUUCAAUCCUCUGCUAAGUUCAGUGGAAAUAAUUUUCUUGAAUGACAGGUUUAUUCAGCAAGGAUUCAGUUGGUGAUUAAUCCCCCUUUGAUCUAGGGUAUUUCACUUAACUACCAGUUACCUCGUUCUGACAAAGUGCAACUGAGAUUAGGGAGAUCACUAGAACACUACCAGGGUGUGCGUUUAUUCUCUCUAACCUUUUAAAGCAAGGGCCAAGAAUGCAAUUUAUUUUCAGUAUUUGAAGAUGUAAAGUCCUGUCUGCUAAGUUAGAAAGUCAAUUGAAUACCAAAUGAAGUUUAUUUCUUUACGUAAUAGAACAAACAUUUCUUUUUGCUUCGACUAACAAUGAUUUUAGGAAACAUAGGCUUUGAAGAAAGAAGAAACAAAGACUACAUUCUAAGUAUAUCUUCUAGUUUUGUUUCAUGUAUUAGAGUGUAUACUUAUUGGCCCUGAGAUAAACCAAAAAUCAAAGCAGUGGCUAUAACUUAGGUUGAGAAAAUGCUUCUAUUUUAUUAAACUGCAUGGUUUCUCCCUGCCCUCCCCCCAUUAAAAAAUGUCAUGCUAUGUGGUAAAGAAAUCAAUGGGGAAAACAUAUUGUAAUACACAAUUAUUCAUCUUAAGACUUAGAGUUUCAAAGCUUUAUUUGUUAACUUAGUCCUUCCUUGAGAAAAAGGGGCUUGUUAUAUUGUCACCAUAAGAAUAAUCACAUUCUUUUCCAGAAUGAUGGUUUUUUUCCAUAAAGGUAAGUGAUGCCAUUACAAAAAUAAUCCAGAUUAUUUUAAAUUAUCAAAAUAACUACUUUCUGCUAUAUUGUUUACUAUUUCUUCUGCCUUUUUCUCAUUUGAUUGGCUUCUCUUCUUCCAUCACUUUGAAAUUUAAAAUACUUUAUGGAAUUUUGCACAAUAUAUUAAGAAUAGAAUUUUAAGAUGUGUUUUAUUUUAGGCUUCUUAAAGAAUUAGCUUUUUAAAACUAUUAGCAACAUCAGUGUCAAUAUUCAUCUUCCAAGAUACCAAAUUUGGAGAUUUAUUCCUUUAAGUAUAUUUCAAGUUUGACUCUUUAAAAAAGAAACACGAUAAUUUGUAACAAAAAUAGUUUUAAAACAUUAAAUUAUUAUUGAUUAAUUUUAUUACAGACAAGGCAUUUUUUAAAUGCUUUAUCAUUGUUCAUUAUUCUAGUAGGACUUUAGAAUACAAGUUACAUGUUUAAAUAACUUUCCCUACACAUUUUUUUUUGUCUCAAACAUUCUGUGAUCCAAUUUCUGAAUUGAAACAAUGACUUGUACACAUCUAAUUCAUGUUGGUGCCAAGCCAGUCUCUCUAGUUCCAAAUUAGUAACCAAUUUGUUUCUAAAUAUCUUCUGAUAACAAGUUACCUAACCAAAGCAAAAUUGACCUUCUCACUUCGGCAGCACAUAUACCAAAGCAAAAUUGAGAAGCAGAAAAAGAUAGAAGGGCAGGAUCCCUGGCUAUAUUGCUAAGAAACUAGUAUGUUUAAUAAUUAACUACUCUAUGCCAUCAAUAUUUAGUUGAUAAAUGUUGCAGUAUAUUUUGAAAUAUGCCAUCAGAGGCUCUAGAUGAAAUAUAUGUAUACACAUAUGUGUAUUUGUGUAAUAUAUGUUACUGUAUCUGACUUGGUGGGUUUCCCUAUGAAAUGUUUGUGUUCAUGUCAAAGGAAGAGUAUUUAAAGUCAAGUAUCUUCUCUCCAAACAUGUUAACAGUAAUGGAGAGGCUCAAUAAAAUGAAAAUUAACGGAGAGCUCGUGCAAUUACUCUGAAAAAUUACUCUUAGGAGCUAAAGCCUAAAUGUUUCAACCAGCUUCUAAUGUUUUUCAUCAGCUGUUUUAUGGAGAUGAUAAUGUUAUUGUGUAUGUAUAGCCUGGAGCAGUCAAUGCCUUAUCUGUAUUACUAGUUUACUGUGAGGUCCACAUUGCUUUCUUUAGGCCCUGACUAAUCUGUGUAAUUGUCAGCAGUGUGGUGCUAAUGUAUGGUGCAUAACAUUUAUGGAUUGACAGGUACCCUGGGAUGGAAACCACCUACUGAACUGUUUUUUCCAGUAAGACGUGGAAAUUUGCAUGUCUUAAUAAUCCAUUAAACAUUUGAAGUCAAACUGUAUUUUUCUCCUUUUUAAAUGUCUUCUUUUUAAAUGAUAGUAUCUGUAAAAUAAUAUUGUUUAGUUAAUAUGCUACUAUUAAUAAAAAUGAAAAAUGAA
Messenger RNA from Neogale vison (American mink), 7364 nucleotides. It is a transcript of the gene AP5M1, whose product is annotated as adaptor related protein complex 5 subunit mu 1. Gene Ontology annotation, biological process: endosomal transport. The coding region runs from base 291 to 1763 and encodes 490 amino acids. NCBI's taxonomy places the organism in Eukaryota, Metazoa, Chordata, Mammalia, Carnivora, Mustelidae. Gene Ontology annotation, cellular component: lysosome; late endosome; cytosol. The record is from RefSeq and is a predicted model, not a curated record. The transcript has 8 exons.